Molecule: messenger RNA, 1734 nt
Organism: Bacillus rossius redtenbacheri
Lineage: Eukaryota; Metazoa; Arthropoda; Insecta; Phasmatodea; Bacillidae
Exons: 2
Coding region: 180-1619 (479 amino acids)
Biological process (GO): SCF-dependent proteasomal ubiquitin-dependent protein catabolic process
Cellular component (GO): SCF ubiquitin ligase complex
Source: RefSeq, a predicted model, not a curated record
UCGGCCCUCCCAGCGCCCCUGCAACACCCACCCGGCUGGGAGUGUCUGCCGCCGUCCGUCCAAGCUGCAAACGAGGUCGGUACGGACGCUCGCAUGAUGUGAACCAUCAGCCAAAUGGCCACCUUCAGAAGACAAAGCCUUUGGAUACAUUUUUAAAGUGUGCAGGCGACCGGGGGGAGAUGCCAAUCUUCCUGCGUGUGCCGUCUCUGCGAGACAUGACGCUGGAGCAGGUGACGGACGCGCUGGUCGUCACGGUGUUCACCAUGCAGACGCUUUCGGAGGCGGAGGGCGCGUGCGCCGCGCAGGACCUGGCCGAGCACUUCCGGGACGUGCCUGUGUCCGUGUGCGAGGACGUGAUGCAGCGCGCGCUGCGCCGGGAGGACCUGGACCCCGACGUGCGGCUGUCCGUGCUGCGGCUGCUGCUGAGGCCCCAGUGCAAGGCCCUGUCGACGGGCAUGUUCCCCGAGCCCAGCUACGCCCCGCUCCUGGACGUCAUCGCCGCCCAGGGCUCCGGCCUCACGCACCUCGACCUCAGGGGGGUGUGGCCCCAGGGCGAGCACCUGGACCGCCUCACGGAGGUCGUCAGGAGCCUCCCGCGCCUGGUCGUGCUCAAGAUGCCCCACGUGGCCACCGACGAACUGCUGGCGACCGUCGGCCGGCACUGCCACCGCCUGUGCGAGCUGGACGUGUCCGGCGAGACGGACAUCUCCAGGGACGGCAUCGAGGCGUUCCUGCUCGGCGUGCGAGACGUCCCGCAGUUCCCCCUCAAGGUGCUCAGCAUCGGCAGUCCCGGCGAGGAGAACGUCAGGGCCGCGGACGUCGCCCUGCUGAUCAACGCGCUGCAGAACCUCGUGUCGCUGGGCUGCUACUCUUUCGUGGGGAGCGCUCUGGCCCACGCCGCGGUCGAGCGAACCAUGCUGCAGUACGUGCACGACACCUCCACGGACGGCGACCGGCUACGGCUGAUAUCGAGACUGUGCCCCGAGCUGCAAUCCUUGUACGUGGACACGCCCCGGUCGGGAGCCAUCGCCUCCCUGGGCUGCCUGCCCCACCUGUGCCAGCUCAAGCUGAACUCCUUCUCGUGCGGCGAGCUGGAGCGGUUCCUGCAGCGCCACGAGAACGAGCUCACCUCGCUGGAGCUCGUCGUCGGGCGGGGAGAGGCACUGCACCUCGACACCAUCGCCGCGAGGUGCCCCCGGCUGGUGACCUUCGAGUGCCUCAAGGUCCCGUCGUUGACGCACAGGGACCCCGUGCCCUUCCCCCGGCUCGAGGUGUUCAAGAUGUCGCAGGCCGCCGUCACGACCCUGUCCGUCACGUACGUGCUCGCCCGCUGCCCGCGGAUCAAGGAGUUCUUCGUGGACUCCGUGCUGGAGAUCACGGACGGCGAGAUGGAGGACGUGCUGCGGAGGACGUCCUUCGAGAGCCUGGAGGUGUUCUACGUGGGCGGCGCCCGGAACCUGACGGCCAACACCGUCCUGCUCCUCAUGGAGUGCUGCCCCAUGCUGGGGAUCAUCGGCAACCUGGGCGGCUGGAGCGUGCCCCCGGAGAGCGUCGUGCAGAUCAACCACAUCAUCCGCGACAACAACCUGGACGUGAACCUCGUGUACUUGGAGUACUGACAGCGCUUCCGUUCCAUUCGUAUUCAAACAAAAACAUUUCAAUCUGGAGAAAAUUCUUGAAGCAGAAAACCUCUAAGUAUCUGACUAUAAAGAAAAUAUAUUGUGAUGGCAAGCA